This is a messenger RNA of Aspergillus novofumigatus IBT 16806, 462 nucleotides long. RefSeq names its product 60S ribosomal eL37 domain-containing protein. Gene Ontology annotation, molecular function: structural constituent of ribosome; RNA binding. The transcript has 4 exons. Gene Ontology annotation, biological process: translation. Gene Ontology annotation, cellular component: ribosome; cytosolic large ribosomal subunit. The record is from RefSeq and is a predicted model, not a curated record. Lineage: Eukaryota; Fungi; Ascomycota; Eurotiomycetes; Eurotiales; Aspergillaceae. The annotation marks the transcript as partial.
CGACACCCGCCCCAGAUCUCAGCGCAACUUUCGAUACGCCCAGCGACGACGACAACGACAACCAGCCCUUCAACGGAAUCGCCAGGUAAUUCCUUAAUUCAAGAUGAGUACGUGCACAUUCGACAUUUCACCGAGCGCCGAUGGCCUUUCUCGUCGAAAGAUUCUAGCAGACUGACAACGAUUACAGCGAAGGGUACCUCCAGCUUCGGCAAGCGCCACAACAAGUCUCACACCCUCUGCCGGCGUUGUGGCCGCCGUUCCUUCCACAUCCAGAAGUCGACCUGUGCCAACUGCGGUUAUCCCUCCGCUAAGGUUCGCAAGUACAACUGGAGCGAGAAGGCCAAGAGAAGAAAGACCACCGGCACCGGCAGAAUGAGCCACCUCAAGGAUGUCCACCGUCGCUUCAAGAACGGCUUCCAGGUCGGCACUCCCAAGGGCGCCCGUGGUCCCGAGAACCACUAA